Molecule: messenger RNA, 865 nt
Organism: Neocloeon triangulifer
Lineage: Eukaryota; Metazoa; Arthropoda; Insecta; Ephemeroptera; Baetidae
Exons: 4
Coding region: 29-664 (211 amino acids)
Molecular function (GO): DNA binding
Source: RefSeq, a predicted model, not a curated record
UUGUAUUGACGGACAGGGACGUGGACUCAUGACGCGGGUCGUGCUUGUGGGGUUGCUCCUCUGCGUACCCCUGCAGCUAUGGCUGGCGUGGGACCUCAGAGACCCUGACCGAACCCUGAAGGAACAACUGGUCCACUUUAAGCGUUUGCUUGUUGACGGCGUUGACUGGUGGCGUCGAUGGUAUUUCCGGUCUUUGAACAGCGUUCGCAGUUUGUGGCGGAAAACUAGUCGGUACAAUUUGUACCAUGAAGAGUGUCCGGCAAAGGAAGUGGAGAUGUACCGGAUGUCUAAAGGCUUCUUCGGCCAGUCGCCUGACGUUCGACCCUACAGACCGGACUACCUGAAGCUGAGGAUAGGACAGGUGGUCCGAGUGGAUAAUUUCGAGAAUCCUGGCGUUAUCAUAUCAUGGGACCUCUAUGCAAGGGCUCCUGAAGACUGGCUGGCUGAGAAGUAUGGAAAGAAUUUGGAAUUACGAAAAGAGCCCCAUUACCGAGUGCUGCUAGGACAGCCCAACUCAAAAGAAGUCUAUGUUCCUCAGAGGCAAAUAAAUGUAUUAAAAGCGACGCAGGUGAGACACCCAAAGGUGUCCGAAAUCUUCCAUGGCUUCGACGGCGCGCAAUACAUUCCCAAAGAGCGGCUGAAGAAAAAUUUCCCUCUAGACUAAUUUGCUCACAAUUAACUUUCUUGAAUCGAAAGUUUCUAAUUAUAUGUUAAAGUGGCUAAAAUUAAUUGUUGUUUGUUGCAGUUCCACAUAAUAAAUAAUUGUCCACAGCUUGUCCUUUGCACUCUUAACUGCAAUCUGUAUAUUGAGCUUGGCAUUAGUGUGAAUGUAAAUUUUAAAUAAAAUUUCAUUUAAAAAAAAAAC